AUGUCUUUAGAUCGUAAGAACCAUCACCAACACAAUGAGACAAAGAAAGCUCACUACUCUUUCGAUGACCAAAACGACAAAAAUGAGCAGCAGAACUUUUUGUGUUUGUCUCCGGAGAAUCUUAACAGGUCUUGCCAGAACCUGAACAAGAACCACAACCAUCACCACCACUCUGGUGGAAGCGGUGGUGGUAAAAGGAACGAGCUCGUAACCAGGACUUCGACGGAGAGCAAAGACACAGAUUCAUCGUCUGGCUCCAAGAAGCAUGGACAUCGGCCAAGGUCCCCCGGAAGGAAUAAAAAAUCACCUAACAAGUCGAAGAAGAGUUCCUCACCCAGUAGUAAAAGUCGCCAUUCCCACAACAAGGACACCGAAUCGCGCUCUUCACAUCACUCCAGCGAAGGCCGGCACAAGCGGAAACGAGGGAAGAAGAGACAUGCUGAGGAUGGAUUUGGCGUGGAAGAUGAAGGAGAGGAAGAACGGAGCAAAGCCACGUGCGUCGUAGUGGUUAUUAGUACGAGUAUCAUAGUACUUGCGGUGUUGCUAGUUGUCGUGACUUUGUACUUCACGCCUCAUCUCGGCGAUGAUGAUCGAGAUUUUUAUUGCUGCAACAACACUGGAGAAUUCACGAACUCUCAUUCGAAAUAUUAAUGCCAAGGGAGCCUUGGGAGGAACUCUUCAAUUUCGAAAAACGUUCGUGAUUGUGAUAAGAGCUUACAGUUGAAUGUAAAAACAGAAAUUAGUACGUGUGACUUACUAAUGUUGUGCAGAGAGAUAGGAAUCUACCUAUGUGUGUUGUUAUCUCAUCUAACCUUUAGUUUUUUGCGGCAAUUUUGGUAAUGCAAAAGUAUGAGAAUGCGAUGUCAAGAAUGUGAUCCAAAUACCAAAUAUCCAUUGCCAAUAAUGGGGUUGUUUCCGAAAUUUUAAAAGUAUGUUUUUUUUUCUGAAAGAGCAUGCUGGUUGACAGCAAUGCGUAAACAUUUAGCGCGGUAUAAAAAUAUCGCGCCAAAGUGCAUCACUUGUGAUGUCAUAAAGGACACGCCUUACCCCCAAAAUCGGACAUUUAAAAAAAUUAAAUAAAAAAUAACUGUUGGUAAAAUAAAACUUUUUUCUGGCUCCAUGUUAUUAUUAUUAUUAUUUGCUUAAUUUAUCAAUUUCUGUGACUAAAAAUAGUACUUUUGACUGAAAGGAAAAACCCCAUUAGAGCAUAUUAAAUUACUUUUCUUCAAUUUCAGAAAACCAUCAGAAAUGAAAUGAACAUCAUCUAUUUUUUUCCAUUCUUUGAAUCGUUUCAAAAAAAAAAAAAAAAAAAAAAAAUGCUCUUUGGUCAGUUGUUUUUAUUUUUUCGGGUCAAAGCAGUUUUAAAUGAAUAAACAUUGAUGAAAAUGGCCUAUAGAUAGAACUUAAGGUUUCUGCGUGUAUAUAAUCUAAUUUGAAAAAUCGGACAACUAUUUUAAUGUUAAAAAAGUUAAGUCAGUGUAUACAUACGAGAUGCAGUACAAUGAAGAAAUAUAUUUAAUUUCCCCGUCUUAUCUUAGUACAAUAUUUUUAUAGAAACAGUAUUAGAUGGAGAAUUCAAUCCAAAAUCAACAAUUUUAUUCUGUUCACCAUUCGAGAAUGUUUAGUGAGUAAAUUGAGACAUUUUGUAGAGUGAAACGGAAGCGAAAUAUCCAAAACAUUCUACAUAAGCUCAUAUUUUGAUAUUUGAUGUUUUUAAAUGAUUGUGGACUACACUUAAAUCAAAUUAAAGUAAUGAAAUGGGCAUGAAGAAAUACUUUACUUUUUCGGAGGACGUGUCUGAAAUAGCAUUUAACAACAGCGUCGAUAAAUCUAACUUAUACCUAGAAACUUCCUUCCGUUCCUAACAGGAAAAUAAACUAAAUGUUUAAGUUAUAAUUUUUCGGAACAAACUCAUCAAAAUAUCUGAAAAUUGUUGUGAUUAUAUUUUCAACGCUUGUCAUACAAUUUUUAAGAAAAUGCUUUUAGUUGAAUUCUGUAAAGUUGUAACGUUAAAACAGAAUACAUUUUUAUUCAGAAAAUUGCUUUUUAAUUGAAUAAAUCUUCAU
Uloborus diversus is the source of this 2066-nucleotide messenger RNA. Its product is annotated as DNA topoisomerase 1-like. The transcript has 3 exons. The coding region runs from base 1 to 651 and encodes 216 amino acids. Lineage: Eukaryota; Metazoa; Arthropoda; Arachnida; Araneae; Uloboridae. The record is from RefSeq and is a predicted model, not a curated record.